UUCAUCAUGGCGUUACUGGAUGGACCGUUAAACGUGCUCGGACAGAGGAGUACCGGCGAGUCCGUCCGCACUCAGAAUGUGAUGGCGGCGGCGUCCAUCGCCAACAUCGUGAAGAGCUCGCUGGGUCCUGUGGGUCUCGACAAGAUGUUGGUCGACGACAUUGGCGACGUGACCAUUACCAACGACGGCGCCACCAUUCUGAAGCUGCUGGAGGUGGAGCAUCCCGCAGCCAAGGUGCUCUGUGAGCUAGCAGACCUGCAGGACAAAGAGGUCGGAGAUGGGACCACGUCUGUGGUGAUCAUUGCUGCAGAGCUGCUGAAAAGCGCCGACGAACUGGUGAAGCAGAGGAUCCAUCCGACCUCCGUCAUUAGUGGCUACCGACUCGCCUGCAAGGAGGCCGUGCGUUACAUCAAUGAGAAUCUGACCAUAGGAACAGACGAUCUGGGCAGAGAGUGUCUGGUUAAUGCUGCCAAAACCUCCAUGUCCUCCAAGAUCAUCGGAGUUGAUGCCGAUUUCUUUGCCGACAUGGUGGUGGAUGCCGCCGUGGCGGUUAAGUUUGUAGAUGCUAAAGGUGUGGCCCGUUACCCUAUCAACUCCGUGAACGUCCUGAAGGCUCACGGCCGCAGCCAGAAGGAGAGCGUCCUGAUCAACGGCUACGCCCUGAACUGCACCGUCGGCUCACAGGGAAUGGUGAAGCGGGUACAGAACGCUAAGAUCGCCUGUCUGGACUUCAGCCUGCAGAAGACCAAGAUGAAGAUGGGCGUUCAGGUGGUCAUCAACGACCCUGAGAAGCUGGACCAGAUCAGACAGAGAGAAUCAGACAUCACCAAGGAGCGCAUCCAGAAGAUCCUGGCGGCCGGAGCCACGGUCGUCCUGACCACCGGAGGCAUAGACGACAUGUGCCUGAAGUAUUUCGUGGAUGCCGGAGCCAUGGCGGUGCGCCGCGUGCUGAAGAGGGAUCUUAAACGUAUCGCCAAGGCAGCCGGCGCCACGAUCUGCUCGUCACUGACCAAUCUGGAGGGAGAGGAGUCGUUCGAGGCGGCCAUGCUGGGUCAGGCCGAGGAAGUGGUGCAGGAGAGAGUGUGUGACGACGAGCUCAUUCUCGUCAAGAAUACGAAGGCCAGGACGUCGGCCUCUAUAAUCCUGCGAGGCGCCAACGACUUCAUGUGUGACGAGAUGGAGCGAUCGCUGCACGAUGCUCUGUGUGUGGUCAAGCGGGUGCUGGAGUCCAAAUCCGUCGUUCCAGGAGGAGGCGCCGUGGAGGCCGCACUCUCCAUCUACCUGGAGAACUACGCCACCAGCAUGGGUUCCCGGGAGCAGCUGGCUAUAGCAGAGUUCGCCCGUUCGUUGCUGGUUAUCCCAAAAACGCUGGCGGUGAACGCUGCACAGGACUCCACCGACCUGGUGGCCAAACUCCGAGCGUUCCACAACGAAGCUCAGGUCAACCCGGAACGCAAGAACCUCAAAUGGAUCGGUUUGGACCUGGUGAACGGAAAGCCGAGAGACAACAAGCAAGCCGGCGUGUACGAGCCCACCAUGGUCAAAACCAAGAGUCUGAAAUUCGCCACCGAGGCGGCGAUCACCAUCCUGCGUAUCGACGACCUGAUCAAACUCUUCCCCGAACCUAAAGAGGGUGGGCCUUCUUACCAGGAUGCUGUCCAGUCCGGAUCCCUGGAGGGGUAAAGCCGUCCUCCUCCUCUUGCUGUCCGUAUUUAUGAACACCCCAUAAUAUUAGCGGUUGUAGAUUAGCCCAUGCACUUAGCCUGUUUGUUUUUGCUACUGCAGCAACACGACUUGCUGAUAAAUGAACUGUAUGAUUGAUGAUCUGUGGUUCUGUUUGAGGAAAUAAACACGAAUGGUUGUGACUCCA
Molecule: messenger RNA, 1870 nt
Organism: Trichomycterus rosablanca
Lineage: Eukaryota; Metazoa; Chordata; Actinopteri; Siluriformes; Trichomycteridae
Gene: tcp1
Product: t-complex 1
Exons: 12
Coding region: 7-1683 (558 amino acids)
Biological process (GO): protein folding
Cellular component (GO): chaperonin-containing T-complex
Molecular function (GO): ATP binding; ATP hydrolysis activity; ATP-dependent protein folding chaperone
Source: RefSeq, a predicted model, not a curated record